GCCGAGCGGGGUGAAUCUCACACCGGGGGACCAGUCGUUUCACAGGCAGGGAGAAGAUGCCAUUCCAUCAUGUGCGGGCGGGCCUGCUCUAUCCAGACAACUACCUGAGCAGCUCCCUGACGGAGGGCAGUGAAGCCUUCCAGCUCACCAGCAUCUCCACAGAGGAGCUGGGAGAGAUCCGUGAGGCGUUUCGUGUUUUGGAUCGGGAUGGGAAUGGUUUCAUCUCCAAACAGGAGCUGGGAAUGGCCAUGCGCUCGCUGGGUUACAUGCCCAGCGAAGUGGAGCUGGCCAUCAUCAUGCAGAGACUGGACAUGGAUGGGGAUGGCCAGGUGGACUUUGAGGAGUUCAUGACGAUACUGGGGCCCAAACUGCUGUCGUCCGACAACAGAGAAGGCUUCCUGGGCAACACCAUCGACAACAUCUUCUGGCAGUUUGACAUGCAGCAGCUGUCUCUGGAUGAGCUGAAGCAGGUGCUGUUCCACGCCUUCCGGGACCACCUGACAAUGAAGGACAUAGAGAACAUCAUCAUCACUGAAGAGGAGAGCCUCAAUGAAACCUCAGGGAACUGCCCUGAGUAUGAGGGAGUCCAUCCCAAGAAGAAGAAUCGGCAGACAUGUGUCAGGAAAAGCCUGAUCUGCGCUUUCGCUAUGGCUUUCAUCAUCAGUGUCAUGCUUAUCGCAGCCAAUCAGAUGCUGCGGAACGGCAUGGAGUAACCAAUUGCACUGUGAGCAUGGGGAGUGGACAGAACAGCCAUGACCUCACACCUUGUCUUUGCAGCCAAAGCUGGACCAGCCACAACCCAAGCACUUCUCUGAACAAUCAAUUGUGUUUUUUUAUUUCCGUUUAAUUUGAACUUACCUUAUAGAUGCAGACAAUAUGAGUGAAGAGAAAUCUGUUUGUUUUGCA
Molecule: messenger RNA, 906 nt
Organism: Scomber scombrus (Atlantic mackerel)
Lineage: Eukaryota; Metazoa; Chordata; Actinopteri; Scombriformes; Scombridae
Gene: caln2
Product: calneuron 2
Exons: 6
Coding region: 57-713 (218 amino acids)
Molecular function (GO): calcium ion binding
Source: RefSeq, a predicted model, not a curated record